This is a messenger RNA of Lepisosteus oculatus (spotted gar), 4872 nucleotides long. It is a transcript of the gene cdh8, whose product is annotated as cadherin 8. Gene Ontology annotation, cellular component: axon terminus; catenin complex; adherens junction. NCBI's taxonomy places the organism in Eukaryota, Metazoa, Chordata, Actinopteri, Semionotiformes, Lepisosteidae. Gene Ontology annotation, molecular function: cadherin binding; calcium ion binding. The record is from RefSeq and is a predicted model, not a curated record. Gene Ontology annotation, biological process: adherens junction organization; synaptic transmission, glutamatergic; calcium-dependent cell-cell adhesion.
AAGGGGAGGCUCCCCGCUCCAAACACUUCUACACAUCUCUUCACAGUUACACACAGCAGUCGGGCACGCUGGAGAUCUAAUACACUGUGGUAGGUUGGUGAACUGUAAGGAUUCUUUUCUGUAUUUCAUUUUUUCCUGGCCUUUUUUUAUUUUUCCUAACAGAAGAUUUGAUCCAUUCAAAGGAUAUUUCUUUUUCGUCUUUACAAUGCUGCAGAUGUUAGAAUAUAACAGAAUCUUUCCAUCUGAUAAAGCUACAAAUGGAUGCUCCUGUAAAAAGUAUAUAUCCCCAUUCUGUGACUUCAUUUUGGAAGAAUCCAUGACCUUUAUUGCACAAUGAAUGUGAAAGCUAAAAUCCGAAGUAGAGAGAAGUAAUCUUUUUUUGGGAGUGCUGUUUAUCUUGGAGAAUAAUGCCAAAACGCUGGGAGGAAAUGCUGACAGAUAUAUGGACUUCCUUCCUGUUUAUAUGGAUUACGUUGUUUCCGUACAUUUCCAUGGCUCCCAUCAACCAGUCAAAGAGUUUACAAACUGGAUCCAUUAUGGGUCUACGUGGGACUGGCGAGGGACAAAAAAUACUAAGUCGUGCCAAGAGAGGAUGGGUUUGGAAUCAAAUGUUUGUGCUGGAGGAGUUUUCUGGACCUGACUCAAUUCUUGUUGGCAGGCUCCACACUGAUUUGGAUUCAGGAAGCAGAAAUAUCAAGUACAUUCUGUCAGGUGAAGGAGCAGGGACCAUCUUUGUAAUCAAUGAACUGACAGGAGAUAUUCACGCCAUGAAGAGACUUGACCGGGAGGAAAAGGCUGAGUACACACUCACUGCGCAGGUGAUCAAUAGGGACACCGAUGAAGCUCUAGAGCCUCCUUCAGAAUUCAUUAUCAAAGUUCAGGACAUCAAUGACAACGCGCCAGAAUUUAACAAUGGGCCAUAUCAUGCCACAGUUCCAGAGAUGUCUCUUGUGGGCACUUCGGUCACUAAAGUAACAGCCACAGAUGCAGAUGACCCAGUCUAUGGAAACAGUGCCAGGCUAGUUUACAGUAUUGUGGAAGGACAGCCGUACUUCUCCAUUGAUGCAAACACUGGUGUUAUCAGAACUGCCCUGUCUGAUAUGGAUCGUGAAGCCAGGGAGCAGUACCAUGUUGUCAUUCAGGCAAAAGACAUGGGUGGUCACAUGGGAGGGCUGUCAGGAACUACGACAGUCACGAUUACUCUAUCAGAUGUCAAUGACAACCCACCUAAAUUUUCACAAAGUUUGUAUCACUUCUCAAUACCAGAGAACCUUGCUGUUGGUAAUGCUGGGGGGCGAGUGAAGGCAAAUGACCGAGAUAUAGGAGAAAAUGCUAAGUCUUCAUACAGUAUUAUUGAAGGAGAUGGAAUAGAUGUUUUUGAGAUAACCGCAGAUCCUCAAACACAGGACGGAAUUCUUCGUUUGAAAAAGCCUCUGGACUUUGAGGACAAAAAAUCCUAUACGCUGAAGGUGGAGGCAGCCAACAUUCGUAUUGAUCCUCAGUUCAGCAAUGGUGUUCCCUUCAAGGAUACGGCAACAGUGAAGAUUGCGGUUGAAGAUUCGGAUGAACCCCCAGUCUUUUCAAAACCUACUUACUUUCUGAGCAUACAUGAAAAUGCAACCAUUAACUCUGUUAUUGGCAAUGUGUCUGCUACUGACCCAGAUGCUACUAAAAGCCACGUAAGGUAUUUGAUUGAUCGGCACACAGACCUGGAGAGACAAUUUAAUAUUAAUGUUGAUGAUGGGAAGAUAACCCUAGCAAAGCCACUUGAUAGAGAGACAGAUACAUGGCACAACAUUACUGUGACAGCCACAGAAAUCAGAAAUAACAGUCAAAUAUCCCAAGCUAUUGUUGCGAUUAAAGUUCUUGAUGUUAAUGACAAUGCUCCUGAGUUUGCAUCAGAAUAUGAAGCUUUCCUAUGUGAGAAUGGAAAACCAGGACAGGUAAUUCAGACAGUCAGUGCUAUUGACAAGGAUGAUCCAAAAGAUGGACAUUUUUUCACAUAUAGCUUAGUUCCAGAAAUGUCCAACAACCCUAAUUUUACAAUCAAGAACAAUGAAGAUAACUCUGUCAGUGUUCUUGCCAAGCAUAAUGCUUUCCGGCGACAGAAACAGGAGAUGUAUUUCUUGCCAAUCAUUGUAUCUGAUAAUGGAAACCCCCCAAUGAGCAGCACCAACACAUUGACGAUCAGAGUGUGUGGUUGCAGUAGUGAUGGCAUUGUCCAGUCUUGCAAUGUGGAAGCCUAUGUCCUGCCCAUUGGACUUAGUAUGGGAGCCUUAAUAGCAAUUCUUGCGUGUAUAAUCCUAUUGUUAGUUAUUGUAGUGCUGUUUGUGACUCUGCGAAGACACAAAAAUGAGCCUCUUAUCAUCAAAGAUGAUGAGGAUGUCAGAGAAAAUAUAAUCCGCUACGAUGAUGAAGGAGGAGGCGAGGAGGACACUGAAGCCUUUGACAUUGCCACUUUGCAGAAUCCUGACGGGAUUAACGGGUUUCUGCCUCGCAAAGAUAUCAAACCAGACCUCCAGUUUAUGCCUAGACAAGGACAACACUCUGCCCCUAAUGGUGUUGAUGUUGAUGAAUUUAUAAAUGUACGACUUCAUGAAGCUGAUAAUGAUCCCACAGCACCUCCAUAUGACUCAAUACAAAUCUAUGGAUAUGAAGGGAGGGGCUCAGUGGCUGGUUCACUAAGUUCACUGGAGACAGCUUCUUCAGACUCUGACCAGAACUUUGACUACCUCAGAGAAUGGGGUCCACGUUUUAAAAGACUGGGGGAGCUUUACUCUGUGGGAGAGAGUGACAGAGAGACUUGACCAUGGAUUUACAAAUAUGAUUCAGUUCUGUCCACAUAAUUGUGUAUUAUGCUAGGGUUGACAGAUAUUAGAAGCGGCUAUAAAAAGGGCCACCUUCUUUUUUCUUAGAGGAAAGUAUAGAGUUCAUCAUUUACCACAUCAAAAUGCAUUGUAAUGUUGAAACAAUCUAAACGGCGUCUAUAUUAGGAGGUUUAUGAUUCUUGUGGAGUGUUACUUAGAUUCCUGUCGAGUGUCUAGCAGUAUUUGGGGUAUUUGUUGUUCACUGUGACCACCAGAAACAUCAAGAUCUGGAUUCUUGGUAGUCGCUUUAAGAACCAGGACAGAAGACACACGGCACUGUAUCAUUCACCGGAGCCAUGGAGCUGUGUUGGGCUGUGGUGGACACACAAGGUUCUUGCCAUUGUGAAUGGUCCAGGUUUCAAAUCACUAGCCAUCAUCCUGCCAAAAUGAAACAAACAAACAAACAAACAAACAAACAAACAAACAGAAAACAAGAGAGCAAUACGUGGUCUUCAUUACAAUGUUGAAUGUAAGAAUAACAAAAGAGCACCAUAUUGGCUUUCAGUAAGCAUUGCUUGGGAUAAAAUUCUAUACUUGGUGGCCACAUUAUAUAAACUGGAUAAGCCUAUUGACUCGCUUUAUACGGUUCAACUCUUUAUAUUCACAUGUUGUGUGUCUGCACUAAAAGAUAAAUAGCCUAACCAUUACAUAGAAACUAAAUAAGAAAUUCCAGAUAUGAACGUGGCCUUCUUUUUAAAGAAGCAAACGACAGAUACGAGGAUCCUGAGACAUUUUUGAAAAGGCACUUUCCAUUCUUUCAUCAUAAUAAAAAGACACUGUAUCAUUUUAUAUCAUUACUGGCUGUUUUCUGUGCAUCAAAUAUUAAUCGGUGUCAUUUUUUUUACAUAAUUUGUCACUAGACCAGCUGUUUUAUUGAAGUGAAAUUAGAAACUCUGAUAAUGCAGUUAAUACAGAAUUAUGCCGAGAGUAAGAGCUAUAUUAAACUGUGAAGAAAUCAGAUGGUAUUUUAAUCAUUUAGAAAAAGAAAAAAACAGUGUCUAAAAAUGUCCUGUGUAUAUUUGGAGUUACCAGUCAUAAUUUAAGCACAAUAGCUGGAAGGAUCUGGUUAAUUAAAAAAUAAGCUUAUAAAACUGGUAAAAAUACCCAUCUUAAAAAAAAUUAAACACUUGUUUAUUGUGCUACGCUGUAUAAUAUUAGAAAAAUACCUGUACAUAGAUUUACUGCUAAUUUUCUUAGCUUUUCUUUUAAGGGAUAGAUUUGUUUAUGCACGUUAGCUCUUGCACACAGGAUUCUUAAACAGCACUAAAGCUGCGUGCAUACUCAAUUUGUAACAAUAUAUGGCAGUUCUUGGUAGAUUCUACAGUAUAUAUUAAAUAGUCUUACAUGCAAAUCAUAUUUUCUACUGUGCUUUAAUGCUAUAAUCUUGUAUGUUUAAUUAUCUACUCCAUGUAUUGUAAUCAGAGAUACCCCUGUAUUGUUUCCUACUUUGUGAAAUAUAUUUUUAUAAAUACUGCUUGGUGUGGUCUUAUUUAGCACCAAAGGUUGCCAAGGAAUAUACUUACACUUGGAUAAACAACAUUAUGGAUUUUAGGAAUUAGCUUCUGCUUUUGUAUAAUGAAUUAUUGUCACUUGAACUUUUUUGGUUUUGUAACAGUGGCCUUUAUAGAAGACGUUGAAUACGGGAGUGUGCGGAAGCUUCUGUGAUGUGCACAUCUGACUGUUGGUUGUUAUUUCAUUUGCUGUUAUCCACUUUACCCAAUGUUAUAUAAAUACAUUAUCAUAUCAAUAGAUCUACAGAUAAUUAAUUUGGUAUUUUAUUUGUUAAAGGGCAUAAUGAAAAGAAAAACUAUUACUGAAGUCCAGUGAUUUUUUUAAACUAAAUAAAUGGGAUUUAGGUGCUCGAAUUUCUCUGAAGAAAUAAGCUGAUGGUCUUACUGUACUGAUAUGAUUUGUUUUAAUAGUACAAAUGCAUUAAGACACUUCUUAGAGUCGUUAAGUACAAUAUCAAAACGUAUCACAGUUUUGUCUUCAUAUUAUUUAUUUA